This is a messenger RNA of Gigantopelta aegis, 2038 nucleotides long. Its product is annotated as 15-hydroxyprostaglandin dehydrogenase [NAD(+)]-like. Lineage: Eukaryota; Metazoa; Mollusca; Gastropoda; Neomphalida; Peltospiridae. The record is from RefSeq and is a predicted model, not a curated record. Gene Ontology annotation, molecular function: oxidoreductase activity, acting on the CH-OH group of donors, NAD or NADP as acceptor. Gene Ontology annotation, cellular component: cytoplasm. Bases 144 to 953 code for a protein of 269 amino acids. The transcript is spliced from 7 exons.
UAAACUUUUCACUCUGCAACAUCUUUAUCAUUGUACAUUGUACAUUGUACUGUAACACCUAUCGUAUUAGUAGGGCAUACUGCUAGCACUUUUCAAUUGUCAGACAACACCAUUAAUAAAAACAGAAGAGUUGAACGCUUACGAUGGACAUAUCUAACAAAGUAUUUUUCAUAACGGGGGCUGCUCAAGGCCUUGGAAAGGGGAUGGCAGAAGCGGCACUAAAAAGGGGCGGAAAGGUUUUUAUAGAAGAUAUCAACACAAAAAUCGGCGAGGAGACCUUAGCAGCCCUACAAAAGGAAUACGGAGCUGACAAUGUCAGAUUUGAAAAAUGCGACGUUACCAAAAAAGAUCAAUUUACAGCUACCUUUCAGUCGGCUGUGAAUAGUUUUGGUCACAUUGACGUGAUGGUGAAUAACGCAGGAAUCUUGAAUGAGAAGACGUGGGAAUUGAUGAUAGCGAUCAAUGUGAAUGCAGUGAUUUGGGGAACUAAUUUGGCCAUGGAACACAUGCGUAAGGAUAAAGGAGGUAGAGGAGGGGUGAUAAUAAAUAUGUCUUCGGAAGUAGGUUUGGCACCAUUAUUCUUUUUUCCGGUCUAUGGAGCUACAAAACAUGCGAUAGUUGGAUUUACUAAAAGCUGGGCGUCAAAUCCAAAUAUGCCCAGCAUGGGAGUGAGGUUGGCCUGCCUAUGUCCAUCCGCUGCAGACACAAAUCUUAUCCAUCCAAAACCAGAUCAAUGUAUUUGCUACGACAGUCUAAUGGCCGUUCACGACGUUCUUAAAAUCGUUCCAGUGUCUGCUGUGGGUGAUGCCUUCAUCAAACUAGUUCAGGACGAGGACAGCAAUGGGAAGCUGAUGGUCAUUACACCAGGGUCAGAUUCGUUUUACACGGAACAGUUGCUUGAUCCGCCGCUUGUGAUGCCCAAGCUUGAUACUAGUCAAGAUGCAAAAACAUAGAUCAAAGUGGCCUGGGUUGUGUGAUCGGCCUAAAGCUGAUAGACACUAGGUUCAUAUCCCAAUGUCGGCUGUCAGUUAGAGUGAUUUUUACCGACCCAAUGACCACUGCACAGACUUCUCUCUCACUACAGCGAUCUUGAACCUUAAUUCGAUUUAAGUACGCUUUACAGUCUUAACAGGAUUUAUUAUGGUUAAAAUGGUUGAGGUGUUUGUGGGUGCCGCCGCCCCGCCCCCCCCCCCCCCCCCCGCCGUUCCCCAUAUAAAAUACUCACUAUGUCAGGAUGAUAUCUCCUUCCUAAUUCGUCUUUAGGUUACACUGUACCAAAGCAAAAAGCUCUAUCUCAAAGUUCAAAUAUUUACAGAGUAAAAUUAGCUGCUGCUCUGGUUGGUAGUAAUAUGUAUCAUUGAUCAUUUAUGCAAAUACUAUUAUCCAAUAAAUAAAUACACUUUUAUUUAGUACCGGUAUACAAUUGUUACACCAGUGCAUAUUACCCCCAAAAAGGAAAAUGCGAUUUUCAGCAAAAAUUAGGGUUGCUAAUGAAAAUAUUAAUAACAUCUCUUAAAUGGUAUACACAUGAGCCCCAUUUUAUUACAGGUAGAUUUAAUUUGAGGUGCAACACUUUUUAUUUAUGUACAGUACUGCUUGGAUGAGUAGGCGUGCUGCUCAUAGCAGUUUUAUUGCUAAACGUUAACAUUGUUGGCUUUAGGAAGAUAUUUGGCACAAUGGUACCUUUGUAACUAGCUAGCGCUACAUCCAAGACAGGCUAGGUUUUAUUAAUUUAAACUACAAAGCCGAUUUUUUUUACAGAACAGAGUUCAGUGGAUAUUUUGAAAGAUGUGAGAGCAUACACUGACUGUCAAAACAGUAAUUAAUGAUACCAUGCAAGAAUAAAUUCAACAAACAAAUUAUCAAUUUAAUAUUUCAAUACUAACAUGAAGGAAAGGAAGUUAAAUAUAUUAUUUAAUCAUUGUAGGAGUUACCAAUGAUACUUUUUGUUAUGUUUAGUAAAAUUAUAUUGGCAAAUUUGUAACAAUUUCGAAAAUGUAAACAUUAUAAGUUCAGUUAAUAAACAUAUUCAAAUCUU